UGAAGUAUGGCGGACAUCCUUUGACAACAGGGGACGUUUUGUGUCGUGUCGUUUUGGCAGAUGUUUACUUUCUCCACCAACAAAUUGCAAGCAUAUGAGCAGUGACUAUUGUGUGUACAAGUUUGAGGAUAGACACUGACUGGGAAGAGUGACCAGGACGUCGGUGACAAGUUCUGACAGGAAGUACGCUUCCUGAUCUUUGAUGUGUGAGAGAGUUCCGAUGAGAAUCCGAGAGGCUCGGUGAUUGGGUAACAUCCUCACCAUGGUGGAGACAGAAGGCUGUCACAUGACCCUGUCUCCAGUUGAAGCCCCAGUUUAUGGUGGAAUUACGAUUGUGAUAGGGUUUGAUGAGCAGACCGAGUUUGUUGAAGAUGGUGAACUAUUCCUAGUGUUUUCUGGGAGAAAUCAACGUCAUAUAGUGUCGGCCAAACGGGUCAACAAGCACACACUACAUGCUUUUGUGCCAGGACAUGAUAUUGCGGAGGACGUGAAGUUGAGUGUCUUCCAGAUGCAUGAUGAGAGCUUUGAGCUGCUGCAGACGACCGACUUCCACUACCACGUGGACACGGCGUACCACAUGGCUCAGUUCCUGCUUGACAGCGUGUACAACAGCCACGCCCUCGACAACCUUGAACUGAUCCGCACAGACCAGUUCGACCUGGCCAACGAAAUCCUGUCCACCUUAGACGUCCGACUCAGUCUGGCUCUCAGACACAUUCCCCUGCACCCUGCCUGGCAUCUGCUGGGAUGGGAUGCCCAUGAGGAGGACUGCCAGGGGAGAGAAACGCUGUUACACUUCACUGCACGACUUGGUCUGAACCGCGUGGCGUCGUACAUCCUCGACAAACCCGGGGGUCAGGAGUGCUGUCAUGUGACUAACCGGAACGGAGACCUACCAAGUGAGGUGGCGUCGCACAAUGGUUUUCAUGAGCUCGCAGAACGACUCGCAGGGUACAAUACACAUGGUAUGGUAACAAACAGUGACAAACAGGUUGUUCGAGGAAAUGGUAUUUUGAGGAAGAAUGCUGCUGGAAUUGUGACCUUGACACGACUCCUGAACAUUGCUCCACAAACCACUGUCGAGGAGGAUAUUGAAAUGCUGCAAGAAGGGGCAGUGAUAAUGAAGCGAUGCACCAACUCCGGAGGACAACGUCCAUUCGAUUCUGACUGGCCACUGAACAGAGCUCCUCAACCACAAGACACUGGAAUGUCAUGUACGAUGGAGGUAGAAGAUACAAUAGACCGGAUCUUUGAGACCUGCCAGACUAAUCACCAGUGUAUUGAGUCACUGACCGGAGUACCAGUCUAUGGUCGUCUCCACGGCGAUAGUGAUAGGACAAAUUCCAACCCAUCUCUAGAUAUUGAUGGAUCAAAUCCAGAUAUUCCAGAUCAGUUAGUGGAUGGCAACAGAUGGGAGAUUAUGGAGGCCAGUCUGAGCACGGUUCGUGCCAUCAACAGUGGAGUACUGCAGCAUCGAGAUGUACAGCUCGCACGGCUUUUGAUACAGGAUGUACGGCGAGACAACUUGGCGCGGUGCAGCACGUCGUGUCCAGCGCUUGACAUCCAGGGACGAGGCUCGCCGCUGUCUCCUAUAGAUGAAGCAGAUCACCACAAGUCUAUGCUUGAUCUGGCCGAGGGGGAGACAACUGAGCCUCACGAAGAGCGUGCUGGGUUUGCCGGCAAGUCGUACGUGCACAACUCGACGGGCCACGACCCAGACAUCCUGAGCGAAUACAACAUCCGCAUCUGUGUGAACGGCGUCACCGUCGACAGCUCCACUGACUACCAGGACGAUGCGCUCGGGCAGUGCGGUCACCACGACUACCAGCACCGCUGUGGUAGUUGGUGCGCCCACGAUGUGAACCACGUGCACAAGCUGCAGCAGAUGGCUCGAGCCAGAGUUCUUGCACUAACAGGCAAAAGUCUGAGUUUGAACAGUCUGGAAGGGUCUGAUGAGGGGGAGUACCAGGACCCGCAGUGGUCCCCCUCAAAGAGUGGCAGGAGUCUCAGCAUGGGAACCGACACAAGAGCUGACUUCCGGCAGGGAAGUAUUUCGCCCACGUACUACGACACUACCACUCCCCCAGGGUUGCCCACAGUGAGUGAUCGUGAUCACAUGACUCGCACGAUGAGUGAACCGACCACAGCGAGUACUGCUCGCUCGCUAACCGACAUUCCUGCAGAAACUAAGAAUGCCCAGCAGGAUGCUAAAGGUCGGUGUGUUGCGGGUCGAACGGAUGGCAUGUGCUCCUAUGAAGAGGAGGAGUACCAAGGCCUGAACGUUCCACAUUCCAGUAUGACCAAGUCCCUCUCUACACCUUCCAUACCCGCAGCAACAGAUGCUGUCAAACACAGCGAGUCACAGAAGUUUUCAAGAAACCAUGAGGGUCGUAAAGACAGUAAACAAACGGGAGGUCCAUCCUACCUUCUCAUACAAAAACUUAUUGAGGAUCAUGAUGCACAGUUUCAACGUCAGCACGAAGUCGAAGAAGAAGAAGAUGAACAUGUUGCCGUGGCAACAUCUUUUAAUACUAGCAGGCACAAAGAGAUUUCUCUACGAGACUUCCUUACAGAAUCCAACAGUCUGGAGUCAUCCGAUGAUCAGCGUUCAACAAAAGGUUCACGCAAAGACGAAGAACGGAAGAAACGGAAGCCCAGCGUUUUCUCUCGAUUUCAAAGCAGUUACAGAACUAAGAAGAACAAAGAAAAGGAUGGCAAAGCUAAAAGUACGCAUCAUUUCGUUAGUGUAUCCAUCAGUAACUCCAUCUUGUGUGACGUAUGCCACAAACCUCUCACUAAUAAACCAGCUCUGUGCUGUGAGGACUGUCUGAUGAAUGUUCAUGAACAUGGCUGUAAAGAUCAGAUAUCUAUAUGUGAAAAGUCUCAGCGCAGGGUUCUGCCAAGAGAAGCAUCUUCCAUGUCAGCUCUCCGGGAUCAGUCGGCGCCACCUGUCUCAGGUUCUAAUCUACGACCUUCACAUUCAUUCAAGGACAAGAGGUCAUCUUCUGCACCAAUCAAACCUCAGAACCAGCAGUCAGCAGUUCCCCCAUUCUUACCUCACCGAAACAGUCUACCAACACCCAGUUUGUAUGGCUCUCCCCCCACUCCAACCAGCUUCAUGCAAUUCGGGCAGAUUCCGGGCAGAUUUAACAUCGAAGCAAUAAAUGAAGAAUGCGAAGUGGACUCUGUAGAUUCAGGAGAUAUUGGCCAAUCAAACAUUGAGAAGACUAUUUCUGAGUCCCUGGAAUCGCUGGAUGUAGCUUCAGCUCCCCAAGAGGCGUCCAUCUUUGAGGAUGAGCCAGACCUGAUGCUGGACGUGGACGAACCAGAAACGUGGAGCUCCACCGUCGACCGCAAGAUUUUGAAGAAGAUGAGUACAAAAGAAAUCAAGAGACAGGACACAAUAUGGGAACUCAUUCAGACAGAAAAGAAAUAUUGUAAAUCCUUGAAAAUUAUGCAGAAGAUGUUCUGUCAAGGUGUGCUGGAUGAGCUCCAGUACACAGAGGAACAGGUGGACCGACUCUUUCCACGCUUGGAUGAUCUCAUCGAAAUACACACGUCCUUCCUACGCCAACUACUACAACUUCAGCAACACAAUGCAGAACGCAGCAUUGAGGAAAUCGGAAAACAUCUUUUUAAUCAGUUCAGUGGAGAGAACGUCACCGCCAUGAUGAGUGCAUACGGAGAGUUUUGCUCUCACCACAAGGAGGCUGUCCAACUCUACAAGGAUUACCUCAAGGCCGACCGCAAGUUCGCAAGUUUCAUUAAAUCGUGUAUGAAGAGCCGAAUAUGCAAGAAAAGAGAAAUUCCCGACUUUAUUCUGGGUGUGACUCUGAGACUAGGAAAAUACCCCAUACUCAUUGAAGCAAUAUGUAAAAGUACUAAAGAUAAAAAAGAUCGUGAGUUCUUGAACUGCGCCUUACACGCCAGUAAGGAAGUUUUGUCCGAGGUUGACCACCAGGUGGAGUGCUACGAGAACUUGAUGGAAAUCCAGAGUAAAAUCGAUUCAAGGGCAACAACUGUGUUUAAAGGCAAGAAGUUCAAGAGAACCGAUUUAACAGCUAAUUAUCGUAAGCUGAUCUUUGCCGAUAUGAUUAGUUGGAAAAACGCACGUGGACGUAAAGCAGACGUCCUGGCCGUAAUACUCACUGAUUUGAUCCUGUUUGUAAAAGACGACAACCAGAAAUACUCCUUCUUCAUUCAAGAUGGCAAGUCGUGCGUGGUUCCUCUGUUCAAGCUGCUGGUGCGAGAGAAGCGAGACACGCGGGACAGUCACGGAAUCUACCUGAUCAGUCAGAACCGCCAACACCCCGAGAUGUACGAGCUCGUGUGCGGCGCCAAGGAGAACAAGGAGCGGUGGAUGAAGAUUCUACAGAAGGCCGUCGAGAACUGUCCAGAGGAAGAUGAGGAGGGUCCUACAGAAAAUGAGGUAGAAAGAAGAAGACAGGAAGAGAGAGCAGCUAAAGCUAAAUUAAUAAUCGAUCAACUCCAUGAGAAGGACCACUAUAUUCGACAGUGCUGUGAAGAGAAGAACCGACUCAUGUUAGACCUUCUCGAUCUCUACAGAACACCACAAGAGGCAAACUCACGACCCAACUCCCAGCAUGAGGAGGUGAUAGGUUCCGAGUCUCUGGAGGUACUGCAGGCAGCCAUGCAUGAAGCAUCCCACUUGGCGACCAUUCUUCAAGGAACCGGAACCCAUCUCAGUCGCAGUGUGUCGAGUGCUGGGGAACAUGUUAGCAGUUCGUACGUUGCCAUGCCGAUACCCAAACGUGCAGAGACUUUUGCCGGCUUCGACAGCAGUCACGAAGUCCCUAAAGGUGUUUUAAAGAAGCGCUAUCUGCCCCAGCAGUUAGAAGACGGUCAGAGUGGAAGCCAGUUGAGUCUCGACCGACCCGACCAUGACCUUCAGUACUCGCCAAUCAGUGAGAUCGAUGACACUCAAGCUCUACAGAUGGAGCAGAGCAAUUGGAACCCAUCUUCAGUGACAGUGAUUCCACCCCAGUCGUCUGUUCCAAGGUCAAGGCUACAGGCGUGGGGGGAUGAGAGUGAACGAAACAGCGACAAGGAGUCAAUGGGAGAUCUGUCAGCAUCAUCGGUGUCAUCGCUGGUCCCGUCCAUACCCCCGAACCAGGAACAGAUGAUGUCCAUCGCCCAGCUAGUCAAGUACCUACAUAGUCUAAUGAACCUGACGGCCCAGCAGGGCACUGCAGUGGAGAGUCUUCGAGCCCAGCUGGCCGAGGCCAACGAGAAGAUCAACAAGCUGUCGGCAGAGAUGUCUGAGAGGAAGACCGGAUACCGACACAACCAGCUGGAGGAACUGAGGAACCUACAGGAGAACAUCAGCCGUGACAAGUCUGACUGGGAGAGACAGAAGCUACAGGAGCGCCAUCUGUUGGAGCAAGAGCGGGAAGACUUGGAGGCCAGGAAGCUCGCGCUAGAGCAACAGGAGGUUGAAAUCCAAGCUAAGAAAGACGAACUGAAGCGGCAGAGAGAGGUCCUACAACGGCAGAUUGACAUGCUGAAGGAAACUCAGAACCUGCCGCUAACCGACCCCCUGGCCAAGAGCCUCCCCUUCCAGCCGAACCCUGCCGCCGGUGAGCCCUACGACAGCCCUGACAGUCGGCGCCAGCCCCCCCGCACUGCCCCACCGGAGGUCUCACACCGCAGAUCCGCUUCGGCCGAUUUUUACAAGACGGACGCGGAUGUGUUUCCUCAACACCAGCGGGACGGGAGUCAGCCGCUGGAUCUGUCGAGCAGCCUGAAACAACAGCGUCCGUCCGUCAGCAAUCUGCACGCCUUCAAUGCUCCCAACAACAAACAGAACCUGCCCAUACACCUGCUGAGUGCCCGGAACGAGCAGAAGGUCGGAGGAAACAAGGUACAGCAGUUGCCGAUGAAACUUGCCGGGCCUCCGCCACCAGGACCCUCCCAACAGUCGCAAUACCCAUCAGGAAGACUGAUGCCAUCCUCUGCAUCCACCCCUAGUCCUCAGGGAGGUCCAGGUCGUCUAGGGGGAGGGCGGCGACCCUCCCCCAGUCAGAGUGCUAGUGUGCCGUCUAGUCUGUCCCAGCUGAUGAAGCUGGCCGAACCGAGUGGUAAAAAGAAAGGAUCGUCACCGCAAGCCCCCCAGCUCGGCAGUUCCAACACGGCUCCCGGGGCCCCAGCCGGCCACAAACAGGGGAGAUCCGACGAUAUCAUCUACUUCUAACAGCAUGAGAUGAAGAAGUCCAUGUAGCUAAUGCAACAGUUCAAAACGCUGACACCAAUUUUUACAACGGAGUAACAAUACAUGAUAACAAACAUUUCGAUUGGUUGAGGAUGAGGAGUCUUUGGAUGGUCAUCCAAUCACAAGACAGGAGAGUCGUCAAUGCAGGCAGGUUUGAACUGAAGUAAGGAAGGCUGGGAUUCGUCAUGUGCGGUUCGGAAAACAAUGGACUGGGGUUACUCUCGCGCAGCUUCCCUAAACAUAACUUACAACCAGCGCUGAAUAUUUACAGUAGGAGGAACAAGUAGAAGAAAAAUGUCAGCCACAUCAAUAAUGUGAUACAGACCUGGACUUACAUAUUGUGCUUAUACAGUGCUUAUGAAGACAGACUCGGGAUAAUAAGUACUUGAUAAGACCCACGAUGAUAAGUACUUGAUAAGAAAGACUCCCAAUGAUAAGUACUUGAUAAGAAAGACACGGGAUGAUAAGAAAAAUUCAGAGCCAAUAUCUGUUUCAUUUUUGGAAUUAUUUGUACAGAUUUAGAAUGUUCCUCUCGGAUUUAACGCUGAAAAACUGUGUAACAUCAUGGUUUUCUAGGAACGGACUUCUGUAAUUAUAUUCUGGUGUGAAUACUGGAACUUCAUGGACUGGACUAUACGUGUGUGUACUACACAGGAACUUCACAGACUGGAUUUAAGACACUGUUGUGAAUACUGGUACAUCAUACCGGUACUUUUAUACACAUGUGUAAUACACACGAACCUCAAAUGGACUUAAUGCCCCAGUGUUAAUACCAGGUUAUCGUACCGGAUUUUACUGGGUCAUCAUACUGGAUUUUACACACGUGAACUACACAGAAAGCUCUGUGUCAAUGCCAGGUUAUCGUACCGGAUUUUCCUGGAUCAUCGUACUGGAUUUUACAUGCGUGUACUACACAGAAACUUAGAUUUGACUCAACACAUUGGUGCAUGUGUAUACCGGAUUUUACACAUAUGUACUGAUCAAUGUACAGUGAAUGUGUAUUGAAUUAGAACAUCAUACCGGAUUUUACACAUGUAUAUGUACUGAUCAAUGUUCAGUGAAUGUGUAUUGAAUUAGAACAUCAUACCGGAUUUUACACAUGUAUAUGUACCGAUGCACAGUGAAUGUGUAUUGCACUUAAGUGCCAUAUGGAAUUGACUUGAUCCAGAAAACUAAUCAAUGUACUACAGCAUCGGAGAAAAGGAGAUUACGAAAUAUCUGAGCUUGAGUAAACUCAACCAAGACGACCAUUGCUAUUACCAGAUAUUAUCUAGUUAACACUACUCACAAUAUGUGGCAUUAUUUUAUAACCACUAGCUUAAGGUACAUACAACACAUAUAUAUACACACAGACAUAUAUAAUAUAUAUAUUCUUAUAUAUAUAUAUAUAUAUAUUUAUUAUGACAAGUUUACCCAGUACGGUUUGGGUAGGUGUUUAGGCUGUUACCGUAUUUUGAGAGAAAUGUUUUGUGAUUUGGUUUUCACAUUCAUAAUUUUCUCUUUUGAUCUCAAAGAGUUUUAUUCAAAGGCAAUUUAAGUCUGUAUGUUACAUACUCAGUAGCUGAUGUGAACUACUGUAAAUUCAUCAAGUAACAUUUUUAUUAAUACGACUAGGAUGCUCACGCAGUGUUUGAGGUCAGGAUUAUAAAAACUACAUUUGUAAACUUGGGUUUAAAAUGUCUUGAAAGUAGUCACUGUGUAUGCUACUUAAUGAAAUUACAGUAUUAACAUCACUAAGUCUCUGAAUUUUUUUUUUUUUUAUAGCUCAUAUAAUAUUUAUAAUCAUUAUGUGAGGUCUACAAUAAUUAUAAUUUGAUCAUGGCCCUCUUUUAUGAAGUGAUCUUAGCGUUAAGAUCAUCUUAAGGUGAUCUUAGUGCUAAGAUAGCUUCGUAAAAUGAGGCCCCUAGCUAUCCACAAUAGACUGGAUUCUAGUCGACGUGUAUCAAUGCUACGAAACUGAUGAAAUAUAUUGUAUCUUACAUGAGUUACAAUGUCUUCUUUGCAUUUUUUUUUUUUUUUGUUGCCAUUAAUGGCAUAUUCAUUUACAAAUUAUGACACCUGAUUUUGUACAUCUCAAACAGCAUUGUAUGAUUUAUACAUGUACAUCCUAUAGAAAAGCAAUACAUGAACUCAGGAUCUGGAUUUGAAACGAGUCCUCGAGUAAAGUCUCAUUUUGUAGAUUUGUACAUGGGUGGAAACAAUAAUGGGCUUCGUUAAUUAAUUUAUUCAUUUUUAAUUUUUGAUACAUCUUUAGUCUUUGUAAACAAAUAGUGGUUAUUUGUGUGCAAUAUUUUAUGCAACGUUUUAAUAUUUUGUCAUAUAUAAACACAAAACCAAAAAAAAAAACCCAUUAAAAAUGUUAACAAUAAAAAAAAAUAUAUAUUUAUAGGUCUAGAUGGUGUGGUUGAUGGCAUUAUGAAUUUGUGUACAUUUUACGAUUAAAAGCAAGAGAUUGGUAGAUUAACGUAUAAUAUAGAGCACAUGAUAUGCAUGUUACGAGUUACGGGUGCUGUAACCAUGCCUGUUGUACUAACCGUGUGACAUGUAGCUACCGGACACGACAACCAAAGUGUGAGAGUGAGAACGACAUUGGAAGGAAUCCUAACCACCUGGCUAUGAAUCUGUGGAAACCAUUGUUUCAGCUAGCUAGCCUUCUACAUAGGUAUAGAGGGGAUGAUUUUCCACAAUCACAGAAAAGCACAACCAAAUCACAGAGUUCAGUACAUAAAUAUGUGGAUACCAUUGUUUCAGCUAGCUAACCUUCUACAUACAUGUAGGUACAGAGGAGAUCAUUUUCCAUGAUCACAGAAAAACAUGACAUGAUCACAGAGUUCGGUAACCAUGGCUAUAACUCUGUGGAAAACAUUGUUGCAUAAUGUUCAUCAUCAUUUGUAAGCCUAGCUGAAUAAUGUAACAGCUAUUUGAAAUCAUUAAAAACUUUGGGCGUAUUAGUUAAUCUAUAAAGAAGAUUGCAGGAAGAUCGCCACAUGGCACUAAUUAAAAACUUGAAAAAUAGUUUUAAAAACCAAAAAAAAAAAAAAAAAAAAAAAAAAAAAAAAAAAUAACACCAACAGAAAUUGGCAUGGGAAAAUCAUCCCCUCUUUAUGUGAUACAUACCAGGGCCUGUGCUUCUAAAACUUCUAAAAGUCCAGACUCCAAGCUUUAAUAACAUUAAAUACAUGCUAUAUGUAUGUUGUUAAAGUCUCGGACUAUACUAUUAGUCUGGAUUUUAGUCUCAAAAGUUUUAUAAGCACCAGGAAGUACUGCUAUAAAUGUGGUACAAGCUAGCACUGAAUUAAAAAUAAUCUUGAGAGUAUGGUUCUGCAGAAUUCUUGUAUAAUGUCUGGUUCUUAUUUCUCCACGUAUAUCUGAUCACACUAUAUAAUCUGUGUAUGGCCAUAUGUGUGUCAUGUAUAUAGUGACACCAUUAACACCUCUAUCACGUACGUGCUGACAUUUCACACAAAGACAGACAACUUUAGACAUUAAAAGUAAUUCCUCGGGCAGUACAUUCCUUUUAUUUUUUGUAAAAAAAAAGAGAGAAAUUGUUUAUUUUUUCAUAAUUCAUAAUUUUGCAGUUAGUUAGUUUGGUGCUUUUGUAUUUGAAACUAACAGAAUAUGCAGUGUUAAUGUUUAUCCAUAUGAUAUCUGCUUUUCAAAACAUGUCAUUUGAAAUAAAUAUGUUUGUAUUCCAAAUUUGGGAUUUGGAGUCACAAACUUUUUGAUGAUGCAUUUUAUUUUUUUAAGUAUACCUUUUAGGAAUACAAAUCACAAACAAAUAUUUAGUUGUCUUGGAUUUUGGACUAACGUACAAAUUUGUAGAUGAUUAUUUAAUUAUAAAUAAAUUUUGUUAUAAAUAAAUUUUGUUGUAAAUAAAUUUCACAUGACUAACAUUGUACUAAGCAAGAAACUUAAGUUUUUGACAAAGACACAAUAGUUUUGUAAGAGAAGAAGGUUGCAUUAUUGGGAUGUAAUAACUGGAUACCAAACACUGUGGUUCACAGCUUUGUUUUGUUAAGCAGAUUAAUCUGUACGGCUAUUCAUUGAUCAAAACUGUGAUGUCAGUGAUAGACUGUUCCCUAUCAUUUGUUUGUGUCAUUCUUCAACCUUGGUGUGAACCAGUCUAAUAUACAUGUCAAACAAAACUACGGCUUUUUUCAGAACUGAUUACAUGAAAUGGCCUCGGUGGUGUUGUGGUUAAGUUAUCGGAUUUGAGGCCGAUAGGUACUGGGUUCGCACUCCAUUACCGGCUCCCACACUAAGUGAGUUUUAAAGGCUCAGUAGGGAGAGUGAGAAAGAGAGAGACAGAUAGACAGUACCUUUUAACAUGCCCCUAUACCACUACGGUUUCGGGUAUGUCCAUCCCGGGUCUGAUCUCUGGAUAGCUAGUGAUCUGGUCCAGGAUAGAGUCAGUGGGCAGGCAUAAGACCGCUAACCCAUUGUCCUGGAUAGACAACUGAGGUGGGUGCCCAGGACAGAAUGCUUUAACCUUAAUUGCAUAUAGGUUAAGCACAAAAAUAAAUUGAAAUGAAUGAAUCUAUUAGCUGGGUGGCGCCUUAAAUUAAAAUAAAUAAAAUGUAAGGUGCGGGUGCUGGGAAUAAUAAAAACCCCAAACUCUCCAACCUUCUCAUGUGAUCUGUUCUGGAAGAGCCGUAAGACUUUUCACCUAAUUAAAUAUGAACAUGGAAUUUGAUCAUUGUUAAUGUUGUCUGGUUUAUUCCUUAUCAUAUAGCAAUAACUAUCUUGGCAGUAUCAUGUUUGUUUUAUGUAUGUUUACUAUUAAACCAUUGAUGUUUAUACCAUUACUAAAAUAAUAUGGAUUGUAGAAUUCAUAUUUUGAAAACCAGUUUUAGUUAGUUGAUGCUUAAUAGUCAUCUAUUCUAGAAUGAAAUCCAUGUGUUUUUGGUGUCGGAAUCUAACCAUAUUAUUGUUCAUGGGAAAACUAGUUUUUUUUCUUGUUCUGGUAUGUUUGAAAAGUAAUGUGAAAAAAAUCCUUUUCUACAAAAUGUUUGUUAGUUUGUGACAAUGUUUACGAUCAAAUGAUAAUCUUAAUGAUAAAGAUUGAAUAUUGAUAACAUUUAUGUUUGAAUAUUGAAAGUCAUUGUGAUUGAAUAUUGAAAGUCUAUAUGAUUGAAUAUUAAAAACCUUUAUGUUUGAAUAUUGAAAGUCAUUGUGAUUGAAUAUUGAUAAUCUUUAUGCUUGAAUAUUGAAAACCUUUAUGAUUGAAUAUUAAAAAUCUUUAUGAUUGAAUAUUGAAAACCUUUGAAAAUCAAAAGUCAUUAUGAGUGAAUGUUAAAAAUGAUGGAAUAUUGUAAAUCUUUAUGAUUGAAUAUUGAAAUAUUUAUGAUUGAAUGUUCAAAAUCUUUAUUAUUGAAAAUUCAAAAUCUUUAUUAUUGAAUACCAAAAUUUUUGUUUUAAAAUUGACUUUUUUAUAUAUAAUAUUGAAAAUCUUUAUGAUUGAAUAUUGAAAAUCUUUAGCUAUGUUAAGCAUUCUAGUCCUGAAGUACUUAUUGAAUAAUAAUAUUAUUAACAAAAUGAAGAACUUUAAUUGUUUCAUUUUUGUAAAAUCAUGUUAUUUAAUUCCCUCCAACUGUAUCUGAGCACCAAAGCCUUUUUGUGUGACACGAAACCUGUAUUGGGCAGCUUGGAUGUGACAUCUUCCUACGGUCAUCUUGGUGAUGUCUUACAUUUAUAAAAACACUGCCAUGAUGAUGUCUGUUACAUCUUCACAACACCAUGGUGAUGUCUGUUACAUCUUUACAACACCAUGGUGAUGUCUGUUACAUCUUUACAACACCAUGGUGAUGUCUGUUACAUCUUCACAACACCAUGGUGAUGUCUGUUACAUCUUCUCAACACCAUGGUGAUGUCUAUUAUAUCUUCACAACACCAUGGUGAUGUCUGUUACAUCUUUACAACACAACACCAUGGUGAUGACUGUUACAUCUUUACAACACCAUGGUGAUGUCUAUUACUUCUUUACAACAUCAUGGUGAUGUCUGUUACAUGUUCACAACACAACACCAUGGUGAUGUCUGUUACAUGUUCACAACACCAUGGUGAUGUCUGUUACAUGUUCACAACACCAUGGUGAUGUCUGUUACAUCUUUACAACACAAUGGUAAUGUCUGUUACAUCUUCACAACACCAUGGUGAUGUCUAUUACAUCUUUACAACAUAAUGGUGAUGUCUAUUACAUCUUCACAACACAAUGGUGAUGUUUGUUAACAUCAUCACAACACAUGUACCUUGGUGGUGUCUGUUAAAUCACGGCAAUACCUUAGUGAUGUCUGUUAACAUUGUCGCAAUACCUUACACCUUCAAACGCAUCUUGGUGAUCAAUGUCUUAUUUGUUCAGCAUUCUCCUUGCAUCAUUUCAUCAGCAUCCGAGCAUUGCAGUUACAUUUUGUUUUUGUUACAUUGUCAUGGCAACACCAUGGUGCUCUCUUGUCCUGGUUUCUUGUUACAUACAUAACAGUAAGGUUCUUGUUUUUUUGUUUUUUUUCUUCUGCUUAGAUUUCUUGUCUGUGAUAGUUUGUGUAGCUGUUUCUCAUACCAUUUUAAAGUAUAUUUUUUAACAACUGCUUGACGGUCUGAUCAUUUCGUCUGAUCAUUUCACAUGUACGUGUAUAUCUUCAUGUAAGUUUUAUAUAAACACAAUGAAAACGUAGGUCAUCUGGGCUGGAUUCUUUUAUUGUUACAAUUAUAUAAUUUCCUACAAUGUUACAAAAUGGACUGCUCCAUGCACAAAUAUUUAUGUAUAAUCCAUUUCUAAUAAAAUGGUUAAUUUUUA
Gigantopelta aegis is the source of this 13022-nucleotide messenger RNA. Its product is annotated as A-kinase anchor protein 13-like. Lineage: Eukaryota; Metazoa; Mollusca; Gastropoda; Neomphalida; Peltospiridae. The transcript has 48 exons. Gene Ontology annotation, molecular function: guanyl-nucleotide exchange factor activity. The record is from RefSeq and is a predicted model, not a curated record. Gene Ontology annotation, biological process: regulation of Rho protein signal transduction. Bases 263 to 6211 code for a protein of 1982 amino acids.